Humulus lupulus (European hop) is the source of this 636-nucleotide messenger RNA. RefSeq lists its product as uncharacterized. The transcript has a single exon. NCBI's taxonomy places the organism in Eukaryota, Viridiplantae, Streptophyta, Magnoliopsida, Rosales, Cannabaceae. The record is from RefSeq and is a predicted model, not a curated record. Bases 1 to 636 code for a protein of 211 amino acids.
AUGGAGUACCUCACUCGUUUAUUAGCUCAUUACUCUGACAAAAAAGGCUUUGGUUAUCAUCCUUUGUGUAAACAUAUUAGGUUGACUAACCUUUGCUUUGCAGAUGAUUUGAUCAUCUUUUGUAAAGGUAACAUCAGUUCUGUGAGUAAGAUUCAUGAAGCUUUUUCUGCUUUCUGUGCCUCUUCUGGUCUUUCAGCGAAUAAAUCUAAAUCCCAUGUCUAUUUUGGAGGGGUGAAGGAUUCCAUCAAAACUCAGAUUCUUGAGUUGUUGCAAAUGGAAGAAGGCUCCUUUCCUCUGAAGUACUUGGGGGUUCCUCUUCGACCUACCAAGUGGAAAGCUUCUGACUGUGGGGUGAUUCUAGAUAAGUUGAAUAAGAAGCUUAAUUGUUGGGCGAGUAGAAACUUAUCUUUUGCUGGUCGUGCUCAACUCAUACACUCAGUUUUGCUUGGUAUAAGGAACUUUUGGAUGAGUGUAUUCAUUCUUCCUUCCAAGAUUACUGCUGCCAUUGAUAAGAGCUGUCGGGAUUUUCUUUGGGGAGCUAAUGGGAAUAGAAGUAAGAUGCAUCUCCCUUCGUGGGAAGAGGUUUGUCUCCCGAAAAAGAUGGGUGGCAUUGGUUUCCGUGAGGGCAAGAAAUGA